Strongylocentrotus purpuratus (purple sea urchin) is the source of this 1919-nucleotide messenger RNA. RefSeq lists its product as uncharacterized. The record is from RefSeq and is a predicted model, not a curated record. Lineage: Eukaryota; Metazoa; Echinodermata; Echinoidea; Camarodonta; Strongylocentrotidae. The transcript is spliced from 4 exons. Bases 388 to 1224 code for a protein of 278 amino acids.
GCACCAGUGGGAUUCGCAUUCGGCGACAAUCUCCAUGCCUUUUACACUAUAAUGAAUCGCUAGUUUCAUAAAGUCGUCAUUAAAUUGGCACCGUUAAAUUGGCCUUUUUCGGAUACCAAUAAUCUACGUGAUUCCGGCCAGGAUCAACGCACGCGUGAUUCCGGCCAGGAUCAACGCACGCGAACGUUGCACGAGUGGCAGUCACAAUGCAAAAACGAAAACUUGUCGAUGGAGAAGUUACACCCCCACGAGGAAUGUUGGAUGUUAUGGUAAUGCUCCAGUCAAUUAUAUCCCCCUCUCAGAUUUUGCAAAGUACCGCAAUGUCGAUUCCCAGCAUGCACAAUAAAAGCCUGGAAGCACGGCACUGAUGAGUGUCAUUGGAGAUCGAUGACUCCUGUUUGCAUCAAAGAAGGCAAGACUGAAACCGAAUAUGAAAUAACAGACUGGAUAGGUCUGGGCAGGCAGCGUCAAAUGAGCAAUACUGAACUUGUUCCUGAUCAAAUAAAACAGACUAUUACUAGGAUCUUGGAGCCACUUGAAUCCUUGUACUUGGACAAAGAAACAAAAUCAUGGAAAUACAAGACAGAUACCGGUGUAUUAUCCAUAGAACAACAACAUAUUACACAAGGCUUUGUCUCCGAUAUGUCCAACUCCCGGGGCAGAUCAAUGAUAUCUACUCUCCUUACACAACUAUUCAGCUCAGACACCUCAGUCAAAGUGAUGAAUAUUGGUGGUUCCUCAACUGCCAACGAGCCAUCAGUUAGGAAAUUAGUCUUCGAAGUUACAUUUGAGGAAGGUGAGUCCGACUCUUCGCCACCGGAAUCUCCUGCUGCCAAGUUGCCUACGCCGACAAGAUGUUCACCUCGCGUUUCACAGACAGCUCCUUUAUUACAGGACGCUGUUUGUCGUCAAGUCUUCAAGUUCAUACCAGACAUUGUUCUCGAAAGCACAUCCAAAGAACACUUGCUUGUUGAAAUAAAAAAAGGGAAGGUAUUAUCUCAGUCAUCGGUAGCUCAAUUUAGAUAUAUGCUAAUGCCAGCAGCGAUCAAGCAAGGCUCAGCUGUGGGUGUCUUGAUAUGCUCGAAUCAGGCACUUCUAGAGAAAUGCAUCUUAGCUGACAGCAAAGUGAGGUUUGAGAGAAAUUACUUCGAGUUUAGCGAUCAUUCUCUUGUGGCGGACAUGGAAAGCCUCUGUUCAAUUAUCUAUAUCCAAGCCAUGAGAUAAAUUACUUUUUUGUGCGGACAUCAUCUUCACCAAAGAGGAAAGUGAGUCCGACUCUUCGCCACCGGAAUCUCCUCCUGCCAAGUUGCCUACGCCGACAAGAUGUUCACCUCGCGUUUCACAGACAGCUCCUUUAUUACAGGACGUUGUUUGUCGUCAAGUCUUCAAGUUCAUACCAGACAUUGUUCUCGAAAGCACAUCCAAAGAACACUUGCUUGUUGAAAUAAAAAAAGGGAAGGUAUUAUCUCAGCCAUCGGUAGCUCAAUUUAGAUAUAUGCUAAUGCCAGCAGCGAUCAAGCAAGGCUCAGCUGUGGGUGUCUUGAUAUGCUCGAAUCAGGCAGUUCUAGAGAAAUGCAUCUUAGCUGACAGCAAAGUGAGGUUUGAGAGAAAUUACUUCGAGUUUAGCGAUCAUUCUCUUGUGGCGGACAUGGAAAGCCUCUGUUCAAAUAUCUAUAUCCAAGCCAUGAGAUAAAUUACUUUUUUGUGCGGACAUCAUCUUCACCAAAGAGGAAAGUGAGUCCGACUCUUCGCCACCGGAAUCUCCUGCCAAGUUGCCUACGCCGACAAGAUGUUCACCUCGUGUUUCACAGACAGCUCCUUUAUUACAGGACGCUGUUUGUCGUCAAGUCUUCAAGUUCAUACCAGACAUUGUUCUCGAAAGCACAUCCAAAGAACACUUGCUUGUUGAAAUAAAAAAA